Sphaeroforma arctica JP610 is the source of this 1329-nucleotide messenger RNA. RefSeq lists its product as hypothetical. Lineage: Eukaryota; Ichthyosporea; Ichthyophonida. The record is from RefSeq and is a predicted model, not a curated record. Bases 1 to 1329 code for a protein of 442 amino acids. The transcript has 2 exons.
AUGGCGAAUGGGAUAGCAGCAGGCCUGCCUGAGACCGACCUCGACCGCCGCCUAAGCAGUUCAACCGUGAACAGUAACCAUAGCAACCCUAACCAACCAUAUGCUGCCGGUCCCAUCAUGCCUGAUCUAGACUCCAACCUGGCUCUGUCUAUGGGUCUUGGUGUGGGUGCAAACCUCGGGCUGGACACGGAUAUGGGCCUGGCGGCUACCGGCUUGGGAGUGGGGGGUAACUUGGGGCGUGAUAGUGGCUUGAAUGUUGACCAGGGUGUAGAAGCCUUGGCUGUAGAUCCCACAAACCUGCACGUGGGCGGCUUUGGAGGGUUCCUUGACAUGGGGAAUGCGGACUGGCAGAGUGAUUUCCUGCGGUCGUAUACCACCGGCGCUAACGAUCUAUUGGCGAACGGACUCGCGAGCACGCACUUACCUUCGGGAUUGAGUACUCAAGCUGACUUGGCCCUCGGCCCAGGUGCAAUGGGAGAGGUGCAGGGCAACGAACCCUCUCUCCUGGCCAACCUAAAUGAUAUCGAUGCCAACACCCUGGCGAAUUUGAAUCUGCCAGACUUGGACUUCCAGUCCCUCGCGACAGGCUUCCCGCCGCUUGAUCUAGGGUCAAACAACAACGGCUUGGACGGACCUCUUGCCUUGAAUCUGCCGUUAAACGUGGAUGGGGAUGUGGGCGGUCUCACUGGGGUCGUUCCGAAUGCCAUCCAACCCACAGAAGCGAUGGAAAACGCCGCACGGAUAAGCGCUAUGAUACAACAACAGCACAUGUCGCAGCAGAUGGCUUUGCUGAAUGACUUGAACGCGCACACAAACCCCUCAGUGGGUGUAGGGUUAAGUACAAUGGGCAUGGGGAACCUUCAUGCACAGCCAGCACUGAGUGAGGCCGAUACGGCCCUGUACCUACACAGAGAUGCUAGUACACGCACACAAAUGGGAGGUCAACCAGAUCAGACGCAUGCAGAUGAGAGCGAUCCAGGCACGAAGCAUUCAGUGGGGAGUGAUCCUCAAGUGUUCCGCACACCAACACAUCAACAGAUACUACUACGGUCACCGCUACAGCAGCCACCGCAAGUACACCCGUCGCAGGCUACGAACCAGGUAACCCAAAUGCACGCAUCGUUUGGCCUGGCCCAAACCACGGACUAUGGACUCACGCAGCCUCCGUUGAAUCAGCGUACACCACAAGGACCACACACAGCAGGACAUACCGAGACAUGGGGGGGGGGGACAGGCACACACGCACAGCAGCGCAGAUACACACGCACGCGGACAGACAGCACACACUCAGAGCCCCGCACAGACCCCGGAAAGAAUACCUGCUCGUGA